CGAGAGUUCUCGUGGCUAUGCGAGACUUGAUAUCAAAAUGGCUGCGAUUCAUUACUUAUAAACUAUUUUAGUGCAAGAAGUCGUCGAAUGAAUAUUUGCCCCAGCAGUUUACAUACUUGUCAGCUCACUCAAAAUGAGUUUUGACGAGGAACCACCACCUGAUGCUCGUCUUGGACCAGCUCCUGCACCUUUGGAUCUUGGUCGUCUGGAAGUGGAGGCCCGAGCAGCAGCUGCAAAACAUGUUGCCAGUCUUUUGCAGCGACCAGAUCAGCUGGAGAAAGUAGACCAAUACAAGAGAAGAGUUGCCCGAAAGAAGGCAUCAGUUGAGGCAAUGCUGAAAACUGCUGUUCAAUCACAACUUGAUGGCGUGAGAACUGGACUGAAUCAGCUGCAAAGUGCUCUCCAGGAUGUAUAUGAGAUCAAACACAGUUUGGAUCAAGUUGAAGAGGCAUACAAGGCUAUUGAUCCACUUCACAAAGUCCUGAAGCCAUUAAUGGAGGAAAACAGUAAAUUUUGUUCGCUUACAGCAGCACAAGAGAAUCUGAAGCACAUCUUCACAGUGCCAGAGAGUGUGAAAAAGACCAGGGAUCUCAUCAGUGAAGGGAAGCUACUCCAGGCCCAUAAACAUCUUACAGAUCUUGAGAGGUCAAGAGACGAUUUACUGCUUGAGCUGCACAAGCAGCCUCAUCAGAGCCCCACUGACAAGCAUAUGCUGAAUCAAUACUUUGCGGAGGUGCAAGAGCUGUCUAAAGAACUCGGCAAGCAGCUGUGGGUGAUCAUCCAGCGGAUGUUGAUAUCUGUGCGUCGUGAGCCAACGCUCAUUGUUACAGCCUUACGUAUAAUUGAACGAGAAGAAAGGAUGGAUGCUGCAUGGAUGAAGAAAAAGGAUCACCCAGGGUUCAUGCCCCCUGGACGGCCUAAGAAAUGGAGAGACCAGUGCUUCAAAGUCUUAGAACAGAGUAUUGCAGCCAAAAUGGAAGGUAGCCAACUAGAGUCAAGAGAUGAAAAUAAAAUGUGGCUGGUCAGACAUUUGGAGAUCUUGCGGCAGCUCAUGAUUGAUGACCUGAAAGUUGUCAAGACACUUUUGCCUCCUGUGUGUCCCCCAGAGUACAAUGUUGUCAAGCGCUACACAACCAUGUAUCACAAGGGGUUGUCACAGCAUCUACAGGAACUUAUCCACCAGGAAUUAGAGGGCAAUGAGAUUGUCUCCCUUCUUCAGUGGGUUGGUGCUUAUGAUUCCCCAGAGCUGAUGCGACACCCUGAUGUCAAUAUUGAUGUAAAGGAUCUGGGACCUUUGCUUGAGCAGGACGUCAUUCGCCACCUGCAGAAUCAAUACAUGAAAAAUAUGGGACAGAAUAUCUCAGAAUGGAGUCGAAAUACACUGCGUUCUGAUGUGAAGGAUUGGCUAAAGGCUGAAGAACCAGAGGCUGAUGGUGAUGGCUACUAUAACACUCAGUUACCUGUCAUUAUUUUCCAGAUGAUGGAACAGAAUUUGCAAGUUGCUCAAAUUAUUAGCCAGGAGCUUGUGAAGAAUGUUCUGGAACUGUUCACUUUUGAGCUAAACCGCUUUGCAACUGAGUACAAAAAUGAGAUAAAGAUCUACAGGGAGCGACAUAUGGCAGACAGAAAGGAGCCUAAAUUUUUUGUGCACUACAUGAUAGCCAAUAUCAACAACUGCCUGAGCUUUGGUGAAUACAUGCGUAUGCUUCGCCGUCGUUAUCUAAAGAAUGAUGAGUAUGAGGAAGAAGGGGUUGAAGAGGACACAGAAAUGAUCCGCAAAGACCGCUUCCAGCAAUUGACAGAACAGUUCUUGGCCAUUGGAAAUGAGUGCUGUGGAAUCCUGCUGGAUGAACUUCAUACUGACUUAAAAGAGAGCAACUGCAUCAACGAGCUUAUGACACGUAACUGGAUGGCCAACACAAAUGCUGUGGACACUAUAUGCACAUGGGCAGACUAUGCCCAGGAUUUUGUCCACAUCAAGCCCCGUAUGUUUGAGUCUUUAGUACAAGAAGGACAAAAGAGAAUUCUACGAGAGUAUCUUCGAGCCUUGCUGUCAAGAAAACUGUCCUUCAAAAACUAUGAUGAACGUCGUGCUUCAGCAGAGAAAAUCUGUCGAGAAGCAGAGCAGAUGCACAAGUUGUUCAAAGAUCUGGCUCCCAAACUGGAAGGCAAUCAGUUUGAUGUUCUUCCAGCCUUGGCGGAAGUUUUACGCUUGAGGGACACUUCCAUGUUAUCCCUUGAAGUGACGGGGUUUGCCCAGAAGUAUCCAGAUAUUCGCAUGGAGCAACUAAUCAACUUGAUUUUGUGUCGUGGAGACAUUAGUCGUGCUGAUGCCAAGCAGUUUGCAAUGGAUACUUUAGGUGAAGAAGACCUUCGUCCCAAACCAAAAGGCAUUUUCACAGAUCUUGGUGCAGGAUAGUCAGUCUAGGAACAGCCUUAUGGUAUAUAGCAGGAGAGCAGCAUGUCAAUGGAACUACAGUGUGGCACAGAAAAGGUCCUCAGCAAGAGAAAUAGAAACAGGAUUGUUCUGUUCAGGCAAGGACUGAUGUCAUACUGCAAUCUUUCAAUCCCACCAUUUCUGCAGAGCUUCAUGUUCAUCAAGUUUAUUAGAACAGCUUGAGGUUGGCAGGAUAUAAGCAUAUUUUACCAGUCAGGGUAGCUACUGGAUAAAUAUGUUGUCUUGGUUUAAUUUAUUUUGCUUUUUUAAGACUGCACUAUUGUAAAAAUUCUCAUUUUUGAGAUAGUUCACAUUAGACUAACACCACAUACAUUAACUCUUUACACUCUGGAGCUUAUUGCUUAUCUGGCAGGUAACAAUCGUUUUUUGACAAUGCCUAUAUGACUUUGAACGGUAAAAAGUUCAGAAUGUUCAUGUCAGUAAUGUGAAGUAAAUGUUAGAACAAAUCGAAUUUUACAGCAAAAGCACGCCAGAUUAAAGAUCAUUAAAAUGAGAGAGAGAUAUAGAACAAAUUGAGGACCUGCUUUUUCCAGUGGACUGCAUGAAUCUCUGUAUCAAUAAUUGCAAUAUGCUUAGAGUGGGUAAAGCUUAUAUUUGGGAGCAGUGUGCAUGGAAGAAGAAUCAUACUUUGAGAUAAACUCGGCCUCCAGUUGCUUUAGGCUGCAAUGUUUGUCUUUUACAAAAGAAGUGGUGAAACCAAUAUCUAAUAGAAUCUUUCCUUUACAAUUUGUGCAUCAAUAAUUGCUACUUAGUAAUUGCAGGACUGCUUACCAGGUGUGUGCUCCGUCAAAACAUCUCAGAAUUAAAGUAUGUUAUUGCUGA
Pomacea canaliculata is the source of this 3280-nucleotide messenger RNA. Its product is annotated as exocyst complex component 3-like. The record is from RefSeq and is a predicted model, not a curated record. Lineage: Eukaryota; Metazoa; Mollusca; Gastropoda; Architaenioglossa; Ampullariidae. Gene Ontology annotation, molecular function: SNARE binding. Gene Ontology annotation, cellular component: exocyst. Gene Ontology annotation, biological process: exocytosis; exocyst localization.